Messenger RNA from Penicillium canariense, 498 nucleotides. RefSeq lists its product as uncharacterized. The transcript has 3 exons. The record is from RefSeq and is a predicted model, not a curated record. The coding region runs from base 1 to 498 and encodes 165 amino acids. NCBI's taxonomy places the organism in Eukaryota, Fungi, Ascomycota, Eurotiomycetes, Eurotiales, Aspergillaceae.
AUGUCCACCCGCAAGAGAAAGGCAGACCCUGAGGAGGAGCUCCAGGCUCUUCCCAGCGACGUGAGCGAGGACGAAGAGGAAUAUGAAGACUCCGAGCCCGAUCUUUCGGACGUGAGUGACGAGGGCGACGAGGAAGCAGGCGAGGAGGACUUUGACGACGAGGACGAAGAUGAGGAGGAGGAGGGUGAAGCUGAAGUUCAAUCGCUAACAAUAUUUCGCCGCGCAGGUCCUCCAGCACCCAAGAAGCAGAAGACCAAACCUGUCCCUGUGGCCGAGGACGACGAAGUCGCCGAGAACGGCGCCAAUGGUGACAAGGACGAGGAGGAAGAGGAGGAGGAGGAGGAGGAGGAGCUGGCUGAGAACGAAGAUGAUGACGACGAGGAGGCGCCUGCUGAUACGGCGGAGACCAGCGGCCCUGCUGCGGCCGCCGCGAAGGCGAAGGGCGGCGUCGUUCCCAAGGAAUCUGACCUCGCCGAGGUUGAUGCUGCAGACGAGUAA